Ectocarpus sp. CCAP 1310/34 is the source of this 1941-nucleotide messenger RNA. The record is from the annotation of a GenBank genome assembly. Lineage: Eukaryota; Phaeophyceae; Ectocarpales; Ectocarpaceae.
AUGCAGAGCGGCACGAACCAGCACGAGGUAGAGGAGGCGCGCGUGGCCGUCGACACUGUCGUCCAGGAGGUUAGCUCGCGCUUUCGGGACUUCCGGAAGAGGCAGCCCGCCGCCGCCGCCACCGCCGCUCACAACAAUAACAACAGCUCGCCAUCGUCGACGACACCGCCGACGAGACCGGAACGAUCGCCGCCGCUCCCCGCGGCCUUGAGAGGGAGUGUGUCCGGCGGUGGCAACGGUAGCAGUGGCGGCAGCAGCGGCGGCGACGUGGGGCCGCCGUCGCUGGCCGACGCAGAGGGGGGAGAGGCCGGGGUAUUCUCGACGAUUGCGUCCCCGCCCUUGUCGGGGUCAUCUACCGACCCGCAUUCUGCGCGCGCGGCAGGAGCAGCAGCGGUAGACGACAGCGGCACCGGCAGUAGCAACGGUGGCAGGGCAGGGGCGGGAGCGGGGGCGGCGGCGGGGGCGCGGGGCGGGCGGGGGAUCGGCAGACCAGAAGAUGCGGUCUUCCCGCGGGAGCUGGGGCGGCUGCCUCUGCAGCUGUUUCACCUGAGGAGGGGCCCGCUGCUGGGCCCCCUCCUGCAGAACUCGGACGACCCGCUGUGCCUGCGGCACCUGUUCCUUAGGGGCGCCCUGGAAGAGUGCCUGAGGAUGAUGGAGCCCUCGCUCGUGUCCUUGAAGGCUGCGGAGGCACUUGCGUGCUUGACGGCCGCUGGCAACGGCAGCGGUGGCGACAGCGGCAACACGGCCAAGGAACGUGUGCCGACGGCUUCGACGUCGGCGGCCGCGGCGGCGGCAGGCCUAUCGUUCCCAUUCUCGCGUGUCCCCGUGGAGACGCUGGCGAUGCUCGCCGACAGAGUCCUGGUGUUGGACACCCACGACCGGGUGUUCGUGUGGAGCGGGUCCGCCGUGUGCGGGCCGGAGUUCGAGGCCGUGCGAGAGGCGUGCAGAAGCUUUUUUGCCGGGGAGGCGGGCUCACGAUUUCCUUACGCUCCGGUGGUUUUCCUCAAGGACGGAACCUCUUGGUCGCGUUACCUGACGUCGAGGCUAAUCCCUUCCCACAAGGACCCCGUGGAAGAGCAGCUCAGGGGUUUUCCUAACCUGGCCGGCGUUCCCGAGGCGGAGGUGGAGCAGCUGAGGGCAAAGCUGCCCCCCACCGACGACGAGAGCUACCGCGAGUUCUUCUGGGAUGUUUGCGAUCCCAACUUCCAGUAGCGACGGGAAGAGAGAGAGAGAGAGAGACAACAGGAGCAUGUCAAUUGACAGCGCAGCUUGCCUCAGGCAAUCGUGCUUAUCCUCAAAGAUGUUAAUCGUUUAUGCUCUUUGUAGCGACAGAGAGAAAAAAGGAGAAUUGCAGAAACCGAGGAACGUGUUGGCAUGGAGUCGGCGGCGAGUUAUUCCGGUGGUUCUCGACUGUAGUAUUGUCCCUUCAGCAACGCUCGGAAGCGUGAGCCAGGCCCGAUGGCCUUGAGUUCGUUGUUGUUUUUUUGCCCGAGAAUUGGCAUGCACAACGAGGAGAGGAGUAGGUGGGGCUGGUAAGUAGUUGUUUUGGGCGUUGGUGUGUGCAUAGCGUACGGAACUCUUGAGGUCCCCCGGGUAGAUUUUGCUUCGAAGGUAUGUUACAAGAUUUGGAUGGAUGAUAACAAGGCCCCAGCCGGUGGGUAGUGCGCCCAUGCACACCAUGUGCGGCCACUUAAGGGUCUCCUUGUUUUUGCCGGAGGUAGAAGGGUUGCUUAUAUUGUUCCCUCUUCAGCGGAGCCAACAAGGACUCGGCAGGUUGCAGUGUCGGGUGGGGUUAAUAUUCUUUCGGCGCUUUACGCACCUCUGGUAACAGAGUUGGAAACCUUAAGUUGUUUCUUGAUGGUUGGGGGAUCGUGAACGACCUUGUGCGUUUAAUUCAUUUUUGUGUAAUUGCGUUUGAACACCAUAAUAUUCUUUACUAUU